AUGGAGCCAGCUUCGAAUUCUGGGACGCCGGCAAUUCAACGCUUUUGCUGUGGAGUGGGUCACGUGAUAGAUGACAUUUUACGUCAGCUCCUUUUUUCCUUUAGACUUGUUUUUUUCAUGAAAGUUCUAAGCCUCUCUGCGGCUAACGCUGGGUGGCUAAUUCUUCAGAAGCAACUGGCUCACGUGGUAUUCUCCCCUUUUUGCGCCUUUCUGGUGGACAGCAUAAAUAUUCCAGUUCUGUCCCGGAAGCUGGGGAGAAGAAAAAGCUGGCUUCUGAUAGCAAAUAUCGUGGAAGCAGUCUUUAUACCUUUGUUCUUUAGCACUUGCUUCCUCUGCCAGAGCGAUGGAGGACAAUGGCAGCGGAUGGUAUAUAUUGGUGUGCUCAACACCAUUCUAGCCUUUGCAGGCACUCUUAUGAACGUCGGACAUUUGUCGAUCAUUCCUGUCAUCGCUAAAAAUCAAAGCGAAGCUUUGGAAAUGAGCGCAUGGAGGUUUGUAAUUUUUUCAGUGACUCAAAUAACAAAAUGCAGAGUCAAAUUGCGCUUUCUCAUUAUUUACGUUUUUCGUUCCCGAUCGAUAUUCGGGAAGAGGUGCUAUUUCCUAUUGUUUAGAUGCUUGCAACAUAAAUUUAUGGUGGCUGUUAUGGCGAAAUUGAUGGAACUUUGUUUUGCAUUUUUUUUUUUGGUGGGGCGGGGGGGGGGGGGGGGCAAAAAGGGGGAUCAAAAAUAUCAUUAUUGGAAGGAAAGGGGAAGUUUUUAAAAAUUUCUCCGUUUGAAAGUUUUUAAAAUUUUUUUUCAAAGCGGCCAUUUAAAAUUUACGCGGAACCCAGAAACUCAAAAAAACAAAAAUUAAUGUGUUGCAACCCCCCUCGUUUGUUGGUGUUGUGUUGUUGGGAGUAUAUGUGUGUGUUUGUGUUUGUUGUUGUGUGUGGGGGGGGGGGGGGGGGUGGGGGGGGUGCAAAAAUGGUGAUCAAGAAUAUCAGUAUUUGAAGGAAAGGUGAAUGUUUGUAAAAUUUCUCCGUUUGAAAGUUUUUAAGAUUUCUUAUCAAAGCGGCCAUGUAACAUGUACUGCGAACUCAGAUACUCAAGACAACCAAAAUUGACAUGUUGCAACACUCAUCGUUCGUUGUUUGUUUCUUUUUUUUUAAAGGACCGCUUUUUCUUUCCUGAGUGGUAUCAUAACCUUAGUUGUGGCGUGGGCUAUUUUCGGGCAAGACAAUAGCGAACAUCUAACAGCAGAAAAUGCAAUGGAUUUUACGGUAAUUAUUAAUAAUAUGGACAUCAGUAACUGAGCUUCCUCCGUUACAAAGUUAUAAAACUUUUUCCUCGCUUCCUUUUUUUUCAGGUCAUGUCUUUAAUCUUGGUUGGAAUUGGUCUCUUGUUUUGUCUGAUUUUCCACAUCGGAACCAAAGAGCCUUCGUGUCAAAUCAACAAAAAGUUGUCUGUGACGGCUGCAGGCGUUGUGGUAAGGUUUGAAUUUCCUUAGAGAAAACUGCUAGAGACCAUCAAGUCAGUUAUAUAAUAGCCUCCCUCGCAGAAGUUUAUUGUUUCGUCGCGCAACGUUGGAGAGGAGCGUUCGUGACGAAAAAAAAACGGCUGCGAGGCAGACUAGUUAUAUAAUAGACAUAAUAUGCUAGCCUGAGAAAACAGCCGACAGUUAGUGCGACACUACUGGCUUCCCUGCGAAAUGGCGUCUGAGGAAAGAGUGAAGAAAUUCCAUACUGUCUGCCUUUUACUGCCUAUCUAGAUCCGGGUAAAUCUUCUGAUUGGUUGAAGAUACUUACCAGGUGGAACUGCCAAUCAGAAGCACUCAGCCCAGAUAAGGGUGGUGAUAAGUCAUCUGUAUGGAAUUUCUGCACUUGUUCCUCAGACAUCAUUUCACGGGAAAACCAGUGGUGAUCUCGCGAAAUGUUGGCUGUUUAGUUAGCCUACCCUUGUGCAAGUUUGCGUCAGGCAAGCCACCAAGCUCAGUUUCGGACAAACUGUGAUAAACUUAGCAUAGUUAAAAACUAAAAAACUAAAAAUAAAAAAUUCCCGGACGUUACGUCAACAUUUCCGGGAACCGAGAUUCAUUUCAGCCAAAAGUUUAGCAAAAAUUUAUUGCCUUUUUUCCACUAAAAAAGUAUUUUAUUUUGGCCUAUUUUUAUAGUACCUUACAACUUAUUUAGCAUUUUUAGUGGAAAGAAUUUUAUAGUGAUAUGUGAGUUCAUCCAAUGUACAGUAUUAAACAAUUUGUUGUCAAAAUGACGUCAUUUCGCCUUUGCGACAAUAAAAGUAUAGGAGGAUUUUAAAACGGUCACAGAUAACAUUAUGCAGGAUCAUAAUGGUGUGUAAAUUUGGUGGCUUUAAUUGGCGAUUUUAAAGUUAUAGAGGAUGAUCUCCAAGCUCCCCUUUCCCACCACGGUUCCAGGAAACCCAAAAAAGCCCAUCCGUAAUGGGGUUAAAAAGACGCCAAACGAGCUAAUCAAAAAUGCAUGGAUGAAUUUAUGUCCAAAACAAUGUGCUAUUCUCUUCAACUGUUUUAAAUUUAUCGCAGAGAAAGUCCUCUUACAUUGCUUCAAAUCUCAUAGUUCAGUCGAUGACCUUCAUGGGAACAGGUAA
Messenger RNA from Porites evermanni, 2600 nucleotides. Lineage: Eukaryota; Metazoa; Cnidaria; Anthozoa; Scleractinia; Poritidae. The record is from the annotation of a GenBank genome assembly.